Molecule: messenger RNA, 573 nt
Organism: Suillus subalutaceus
Lineage: Eukaryota; Fungi; Basidiomycota; Agaricomycetes; Boletales; Suillaceae
Exons: 5
Coding region: 1-573 (190 amino acids)
Source: RefSeq, a predicted model, not a curated record
AUGAUCCACUUCGUACGAGUCUUCGUAUACUUCCUCCUGUUUAUCUUUUCAGUCGUCCUUAUGGCGCUGUGCGCAGUAAGGCUGCACUACACUACACACCUGUCGCCACUUGAUCCUCUGAACGGAGGCGUCCGGUUUUACGAUCACAUCGUGGUUGAACUGCUCGUAACAUCUAUCAUCACCAUAGUCUGGUCCGCGUUUAUUGCCCGAACUAUACACGGCAGACACGAGCAUCGUAGGAUGAACACCUUCACAGCAGAGCUCGUUGGGUUGUUUGUCCUUUUCCUCCUUUGGCUCGUCGGCGCUGCCAUUGCCACACACACCAGCAACCCACCUGAUGUUGACGUCAGGUGGGGUAACCUUUCUUCUUGCUGGACGUACAGCACGUGUAGGAUCCUCACUGCGCUGCUCGCAUUCGCUUGGCUAGGCUGGAUCCUCGUCUUAGCCCUCUUUAUGAUGUCAUUGCUGUUCGCGAUUGCCAAUAAGGCAUUCCACGAUCCGAUGCAUGGGCGCUGGGAUCGCCGCGCCACAAACUACGGAGGAGACUUGUCUAUGCGUAACAUCGUCAGGUGA